CCGCAAAGUUUGCGUCGGUAAUUAUGAAUGCAUUUAUUUGUAUUCGUUUACUUCGAUAAAGGUUCGAUGUAAACGAUGAAUUUUUCGAUGUAAACGCUGUACGUCCUCCUACCACAACGAUUAGAGGGCAAAAGCUUUAGACAGUGGUAUUUAUUCAAGCUAACGUAAGUGAGUUUGUCCGAGGUUUGUCGAAUGUUUGUCUUUGUUUACUUUUUGCUUCGAUUAAUUUUAAGGCAGACAGGCCUCAACGUGUUCUGAAAUUUUUUAGUUCUGAGGGCAACUAGUAGAAUAGUUCAGUCACAUGAUUGUUAUAAGGGAAAGACCCGCUAGAAGGUUAAGCUAUACAUAUGUUUUGUGAUGCGUAUGUAUUCCUUUUGGUUCCUGUGCUUCAUGAUUUUCUAGUGAUGUUUUUUUUUAAACAUGAAUGAUCCCUUUGUCUGUCUACAAUUUACCCACCUUCUUUGGGUGUUGUGUGCCUCCUAAAGAUACGAUUUUUGUGUUUAAAAGAAGCACAGAAACAUACCUUUGGGUGUAUCACAUCCAACUUUUUUACGAACAAGAUUGAUGUUUUAUCUUGCUUCGCUAUUAAAGAAGCAUUAUAAAAAUGCGUGGGAGGAGAAAUUUAAGAAACUGCUGCUUUUUAAGAUCAAUUUUACCACUAAUGUGACAACUAUGACAACUAUGAAGAAGAAUGGAAACUGUGCAAUAUGAUAAGAGUGCGACAGUGCAAACCAGACCCUGAUUCAGUGGUGUUGACUGAGGCACUUUUACAGGAAUUUGCGAGCAAAAAUCCCUUUUAUCUCAGUUACAAUUUCUCAUGCAGUUUAUCAAGACACUUCAUUGGAGAUGAUCUUGCAGAUGAGCUUGGCCUUUCAAGAUUUAACAUGCUCUCGUUAUUACGAAUUUGUUAUACUGGAUUCUCAGAACAUCAUGUUUCACUCAAAGGAGAGUUUCUUUUCUUGAGCAUGGACUGUAUAAAUUUGGGAAGUAUGCCCUGAAUACAAUAGUUCACCUCUCCUUAGGAGGUAGGGAACCUUAUUUCAUCAUGAAGGUGUAUUCUUCCACACUAACUGUUGACAGAUUUUUCUCUUAAACAAAUAAAAAAUGCCCCGAUGGAGAUAAAGUGAAGCAGAUAGAGAGCGUACUACGUGCAAUCGGCCGGUUGAACGAUAAUUGGACUCGAUUCGCCCGUCAUUUGUAUUCUAUUUAGAGUCUCUUGGUGUAGUUGAAAUUUAGAGUCUGGUUUCAACACAUUGUGUCAGUUUUAAUUACGUGCCUGAUCACUUUCCACGUUCCGAAAAUAAACAUCUGACCUGGGAAACCUUAUGAUUAAGCAUUUAUGUGUCGAUCAUAUGACAAAAUUUCUCAACUUUCGAUAUCAGCCCGCUCAAACAGGAACCAAUCCUGAACUGAACAUCAGCUCGAUCUAGUUUGACCAGGUAUGGCUAGAAUUUUCCUAAUGGUUCUCGAGAUGAUUACGCCUAGGAGAGGUGUUUUUGCAAAUGAGGCAACAGAACUGGAGCUUGAUCAUCUUGUAAUCUUUAAGACAAAUGAUUGGAAAGUCACGAGAUAAGUUUUAAAUCAAGGGGAAGGCUGAACAAACGUAACGCUUUGGAGUUUUGCGGCUGGCGUUGAAAGUCUAAUGAUUCUUGUGUAGUUCAAAAGUUAGUGCUGAUCAUUGUGUAUGUAACAUAAUGUUCAAUCGAAAUGCACUCAUAGGUAAGCGUAUGGAGGAAAAAUAAGCUAUCUGUUCUUAAAGUUGCAUGCAUGUGAUUUCGGAGAAAGCAAGGAACAACUUAGGAUCUCAAAGGAUGACUGAUUUGCUUUUAACCGCCCUCGAAACAACUUCCACAUUUAGUAGUAGGGGCAAAGAAGGCAGAUGAUCGUCAUUAGUCGAGAUACACUGCAUACAAGGCAUACCUUGCUAUACAUAUCUGUAAUAAAUGUUAUGAUGAUCAUCAUAACCGCCCCCAACAGCUUCCACAUUCGGUCGAAUAAGCUAAGUAUGCAUACGCUCGUUAAUAGCAGACAAAUAAUGAUUCAGAAGCAUAACCUGCGCUGUACGUAUUUGCUAAUUAUGCUUUAUUGGAAGUUGAUUCACUGUAGGUACGUUCCACUUCACUACUUGUGAUCUACUUCCAUUUUGAGCCAUCAAACCAUGACCAAAUUAGAAGGCAUUUCGAUUGACAGGCGAAACCAAAACUCAAAGUAAAACCAACGUGCUCUAGGCGCGUAAUACGAAAGUGACCGAGACCAAGACAUGGUCGACACCCAAUAUUGAAACUUGCCUCCGCAAGCAAGCGCCGAUCGACGGAUCAUUAUAUUUCGUCAUGCUCGAAUGGUUGUCGAUAAGUUUGUUGUACCACAGGAUCACAAACUUUCAGCAUGGUAUAAAAGAUGGAUCGGACCAUCGGACCCUCGAACCAUUGGACUAUUUUUUUGGACUAUUUUUUUGGACUAUUUUUUUUGGACUAUUUUUGGACCAUUUUUUUCGACCAUUUUAUCGGAGGGGAGGCAGACCAUUGGGAUGCAGUCUAUCAAUACUCAGGAAGGGGUGGGAGGCAAGCUGUUGUUCAUACAAAUUAUUAGUGCGGUUUUUCGAAAGACUUUUUUUUACGUCAAACUGUUUGGGCUGGACCGCAGCGUUUCUUUAUAUUUUUGACAUGCGAAUGCGAAACUGGCACCUAAACACUGGACAAUAAUUGUUAUUGCUAUAAAAACAUUGUUGGUACAAUCGUAGGAAGCGAUCUUCUCUCAUUUCUGAUACACAGUUUUCCCCUAGUUGAGUGUCAUGUCACGCAUUUCACCUCGUAAAGAUAUUUGAAGGACUCUUAGUUUGUCCAAAUUUAUAAUUUCUUUGGAAUGAAGGACAGGUAUGAAGUGAAAUCAUCUUCAACAUGUCUCCUCCAAGAUUGCUUUUGAAAGGUGAUAGACAAAACACUGACACUCGGUCCAUAGACUAUCCUGGAGGACUAUCCAAAUGUUCUACCCUAAAAUGGAUUAACCUAACAAAAUCCUAUUUUGGAACCAGUUCUAUUGAAAGCACCGCUCCUUAUAAACCUACUUUGCUGGCGUCUUCUUUGUUUUCUUUAGUCGAUGCAAUAAAAAAGUGAACCUGCUUAGUUUGUCUACUGACCCUGCUUUGUACUUACACGAAAGUCCUUGUUUUGGUUAGGCAGUCAGAGAAUGAUUUAGUUGAUCCGAAGCGUUAUGAUUUAGCACUUUGUUGUUCAUUUCGUAAGUCUCUUGAAGUUGUUUGGUUUAAAAAAAAUGUCUAAUCUCCCAAGGUCAGCCUACUGACAUGCCUAUUCAUAUCUAUCAGUAGUGUCAAUAAUAUAUCUGCAUGUCACGAACACAUAUCACGAACAGCGUUGCGUGACGAGUCUCUGAACAGCUGCGAAGGAACACGCUCCACGCGUACCACGCGCUUUACAAGAAAAAAGAACGCCUUGAAUCUGUUCUUCGGUUUACCACACACACUGAUUGAGCUAUUUUUCAAUCGAUAUUUGGUGUUAGUUGUUUGCCUUGGAAUGUCAAUGAUUCUAUAUAUUGCUCUUGGCUGUUUAAUUUGUUUCGGAAAUUCCUGAAAUGGCGACUAAAGUCAUUUGCAUUUUUAAGAUACCGUUUGAAGCAGAGUGACUUUGGCUGAGAUGAUCUCGUAUUACUUUUGCAUUUAGCAACGCAUUUCACGAUCCAGAGGAGAACUUGGUAGCGUCAUCGCAAAAGCAUACGCACACACACGCAAAAUGAUGCUGACGUACAGCAUUAUUCAGCUUUAUUAUCAAAAAGUUUGUUGACACCUAAUGUGGAUCAAUUUAGGUUUUAAGAUUUACCUUCUUUUCAGGAGUGAUACAUUUGAUAUGGAAAGAUGGACAGAACAGACCCCAAGAUCCCGAAAAACGCUGGUUCAGGACCUCAUCUUGAGGUUGAAUUGGAAUGUGAUGAUAAUCAAUCGGCCAGACACAGCACAUUUGAAGACUUUGAAGAAACAAUAUAUCAGUUCCAGCAAUGCAAAGUGGAAGCAGCCGCAGAGUCUUUGCAAGCUGCGCAUAAGCAUUUCCUGAAUCUAACCCCAGAGAGCUUUGGAAACCCGACUGAUCACGAGAAGGAGCAGGUGGAUCGAGGUAGAAAGAUGUGUUUGAGUCAUUGUUCCGCUCCUCCAUUCUCUGGUGUUGUUUUGUUAAACCCCGAGCUGACCUCAGAUAAGGAUGUCCAUUUUUAUGCCAGCUUUACUAUUGUCUUUGGUGCUGUUGCACUCAAGCUGCAUAAAUAUAAAAUAGCUAUAGACUUAUUUCAGCGAUGUUAUUCUCUUUUCACAUGUGACACCACACCACUUUCUGAAAAAAACAUGCCAGUUAUGGAUAUUUUAAGAGCAGCAGCCAAGGCAAAUGUAGGCUGUGUUUAUCUCAUUAUGAGAGUUACAGACAAGGCUAGGGAUUAUCUAGAAUGCGCACUGGAGAUUUUUGAAACAUUUAAAAACAAAAGCAAAACUGACUCUCCAGAAAUAAACAUUGUUGCUAUACAAACAAACUUAAGCUUAGCUUACCAGUGUCAGAAGAACUACAUUGCUGCAGUGAAGUUGCAAGAGCGUCUUAUUCUGAAGGCCAAAGACUCCAUUCUUCCCCCACAUUUGGUAGCUGCCAUACAUUACAAUAGAGCAGAGUUGUUCAUAGAGCUCAAAGAGCCUGUCAAAGCACUCAUGGAGCUAAGGACGUUGGAUUCACUAUCUGAGAGGAUGAACAACGAAGAAGCAAUAUUCUCGAAAUUUAUAUCUUCAAAAAUUUGUUUGGCGUAUCAAAAGAUCGGAGAUGUUGCUCGUGCAGAGAAAAUAGCGGAGCGCUUGACUUUUCCUUCUCUUUCGCCUGAAUCGCUAUCACCACCACUCUCACCUUCGUUAAAAUCGUUUUCGACAGCAUCGGGGUCAGGGUCAGAGUCGUCAUCAUCAUCGUCGUCAUCAGUGUCAUCAUCGUCAUCAACAUCGUCAUCUUCAUCGUCUGCUUCGUCACUAAUGUCUUCAUUUUCGUUUUUCUUUACCGAUUUUGAAGCUGUCUUCGGAUAUAAUGGAAAAUUCCAUUGGGACAUCUUGUUCGCAACGAUAUUGAAUUUAGUUGAUUUUCACUUAAACAAAAAAAACUUAGACUUUGUAUCUUUCCUCGACGUUUUUGUACCAAGUUGCAAAGAAACGUUAGGGAAAAACCACCCAACAUAUGCAUCGUUUCUCUGUAGGCAAGGUGUUAGAUUUUUUCUGAUGGAAAGAAACCUGUCAUCAAAAAAUUGCUUUGAAGAAACAUUGAAUAUUUUUACAAGUUUUGGCUACGGUUUAGAUCACCCGGAUUUGGUGCAAUGUAACAUCGCUCUUGCAAGGUUAUUAUUGUGCGAAGACUUUCAAGAGGUUCCUCAGUUGAAGUCGCGCCGUGACCGAAGCUGGCGAGAAUUUCCUUGUGAUGCAGCAGAUGGAGUUGUGAGCCCUGAUAAUCCAUCAUUUAGAGAAGACACUAACAAGUGGGACAGGAACGAAGAAUUAGACGGACCAGCCGUAGAAAACCGUAGAGGCAAGAAUUAUGAUCACCUUGAAAAUGCGCCUCAAAAGGAUAAGAACAAAGGAAUCAGCAUCUCGCAGAAGAUACAGCAAACACCAAAUGAAGUCAGUGGUGGACGGAAUGACACUCUUAAAGCCUCUUUUCAUGGAGGAUAUGUGGUUGCAGACAGCGGUGAAAACCCCGAUGUUCUUACUACAAAUGGGGCUUGCGGCUUUGACAAAGAUUGGAAUACCCAAGCUGUUGCCCUUCCAAAAACACCAGGAGAUUCCCACGGGAUUAAUUCGAAAACAAAAACAUAUCUUGGUUUGAAAGGUGGACGCCGAAGCGAUCUUCCGUCAGGGCACAGCUCACAAAGGGAUCCAAGUGGGGAUGACUUUGGAACAAAUCACAUCGGAAUAGAUCCCAGUUUUCUCGCACGUCAUUCUUAUGAGUGCAAUGCAUCUAAUGAACGCUGGGAUUCUUAUGACCCAUUUGAAGAUUCAGAAGUGCCUGCAGGUUCCCACGCCGAAUAUAACAGAUCUAGGUCUAUGACUGAAGUGUACCACCCUACUCUUCCAAGUUCAACGAAAUUUCCUGAAUGUCGUGAUUUUAUAAAAACUGUUGCGGUGAAGACCUCAGGACUACCUCAAUCUUCAAGUUUCCUUGAAGAAGGAUGUAAAGCAAAUCUCCCGUUGACAAAUAUCUUCCCAGAUGGACAUGUACUCGCCGUAAGGCCGACGUUCUCAUCGCAGCUUGAAAGCAAAGAUGACGCCCCGGGACCUCUGACGGACGGGGAGGGUGCAGGAGCUGGUCAGGGUCUGUUAAACAGUAAUUCAAACACAUCUGCUGACGAAUCAUUGGCCGUAAUCGAGCAACGUGUGGCUGAAGCUUGGUGUCUUGUCCAGAAAACGUUGAGAGAAAGACAAGAAAGAGAAAAAUCGAUGAAAGAAACGGAGCAAAAAAGAAAAGAAAAGCGGGCAAGGAAAGAACAACUUGCACGUGAAAGAAAAGAAAGAGAAGCGAGGGAAGCAAGAGAAACGGAACUCAGGAAUGAAAGAGUAGAGGGGAAUUCCACGAGCGGUGGACAAGAAACACCUUUGCAAGACUCGGAAAGUGCUGGGAUUCGACAAUGGCUGUGUGAACAUUAUCAGCGGCUCUGUCGUGUCAAGUUCUCAUGCUGCGGAAAGUUCUUUCCUUGUCAUCGUUGUCAUAACAACUCUGGGUGUCCAAAUGAUAAUUCCAAAGCAAGAGAGGCGUGCUCUGUUGAGUGCUCUGCUUGUAGCCAUCAACAAGAGGUAAAAAGGAAUGACAUUGACUUGAAAUUUUAUAUAAGAGGAAAGAGAGUUCUUCCACAUAGAUUAUAACCGAUUUAACUUCAAAUGUUUGAUUUUUAAGAUCAACCAGGACGCCCACACCUGUGGCAGAUGCAAAACAAGGUUUUCAGCAUAUUUCUGCUCGGUGUGUAAACACUUCACAGGGGAGGAUAAAGCUCCUUAUCACUGCGAAAAAUGUGGUAUCUGCCGGUAGGUGAAACAAUAUUCAUGACGAGUUUUGUCUUCGUUUGUUUGAAUGAUAUCCUUGUUGUCCAAAAGAAUAAAGGUCAGGGAGUUAUUGGCCUGCUUCAGAGCUGUUGACUUGGGUUGAAGUAGGAAUGAAGAAUCCUGGCACAGUCUGUAAUGCGAAAGCAAAGCAUUUAAGGAGAGAGAAAUGCUUCAUCGAGGAGUGCAUAAAACACCCCAUCGCUAGUUGUUUCUCAAAAGGGAAUAAGAGUCCGACAAAAUACUAGUUUUGGUUUCCUCACACGUAUUAAGUUUCCUCCUCAACAAUUAUUGCAGCUUAUCGAGUAGAAAUACGGCGCUUAUCAGUAUGAAUUAAAAUUUGUUUCCCUAACGAAUCCUGUUGUGCUCGAGUGAUGUUUCUAUUUCCCGUUCAGUAUCUACAAGGACCGCUCCUUCCACUGUGAUGUGUGUAACGUCUGUCUGGACAAACGGCUGGAAGGAAGACAUUCUUGCCGAGCAAAUUCAGGACACGAUGAAUGUUGCAUCUGUUUGGAGGUAGUUUCGUUAUUUACAUAAUAAGGCUGAAUAAGAAAUAUCUUUCAAUAGGUUUUGCCGUUUAGCAGAAGCAAUUAACCUUUCAAUAAAUUCGGUUCUAUUCACCUGUCACGUUAGUGACGUCAGGUGCUUGCACUUCUGGAGUCGAAAUCUGAAGAAAGAGAAGCAGAUCACAAUCCAAAUGUCUAUAUUUUCAUUUGGUUGAUCGAUUCUUUAUUUCCAGGACGCUUUUAGCGGUUGUCAGAUCCUGCCAUGCUCACACAAGGUUCACCGCGAAUGUGCUAUUGCUAUGAUACAAAACGGCGUGUAAGUAUGCUUAAAUAUCGUGAUAUCUGUUUUUGGGAAUAAACUUAAAUAUGGAAAAACACUCCACUACUGCACCGAAAAUGUGUUGGUAUUUAAUUCUGGAUUGGGUUUGUGUGGACUUGCUCGAGCUAUGAGAGUGUAAUGAGCAGUUUUCAUUUGCAUUGAAGAAAAACCUCCGUGCCCUCGUAAGGAGCUUUUGUCGCCAGUGGGCAAGAGUGAUUUAUUGACAAACAGCAAUUGGUUUUCGCAAUUAAAGUAACUUCAAAAAAGAUAGGGAACUACAUGAAGAAUUAACAGUCUGAACGUCCGGAGAAACAGACCUCCGUUCCCGCCUACAGCUGGGAAUAAGUCUGGUGAAAUCGACAAAUCCCGGGUAACGCCCUGAUUGUCCUUCUUUGUCCCCUAAGCUUUUGUUAGGUCUAGAGAUUAUUUCAGUUUUGGUUUCAAGACGCUCUGCGCAUGUUGUCACGGAGUUCUCUUGUAUCUAAAGCGAUAUUACUUCAUCGGUAAACUUUGAAAGACUUUGUACGUUAAGUAAGCCAAAAUUUAUUGAGAAAUUUCCACACAAGUUUUUCUCGAGUUCACCUGAAUAUUUCCUUUAAAUUUGCAGUCGCAGCUGUCCUAUUUGCCGCCAUCCUUUGUAUAGUCAGACAGGAAUGAAUGAGUGAAUUACAACCUCGACUCCAGUGUUCAAAAAUUCCAAGAAAGGGCAAAUCGUUCCCUAUUGAGAUGUUUUAGAUAGUGUCCUGAUUGACGUAUUCAUUCUUUAUUGUAGCCAUGAAUUUAAUCUUUUAUCCCUAACAAUGAAUGGCUCCUUAUUUCUCCUGGCGGUAUCACCCUUGGAUUAAAUGAUAAAUGUAACGAGAAUAAAGGCAAUGAUUACCAAUUUAGGAAGCUCUUGAUUGUCAAACAAACUCCCAUUGUCAGUACCAGAGGAUAUGUGAAGAGAACAGUGUAGAUUGUCAGGGUUAAAGACUGUAAUAGUUAUUUUAAUCUUAUCUGUACAAGGACGCAAACCUGAGGGGAGAGGGGAAAUGAGGGUGGCAGGAUCCCCUUAGGUCAAAGUGAUUUCUAUGCAGUGGCUUUUAUAUCCAAAUUUAUCGCUUUCAUCUCUUAAAAGAUAUGUGUGCAAGGCAUCGAUUAGUCCGGCGAGGAGGUGGCUCAGUGUAUCAUAAUAGUGAGGCCAUUGUAAAAUAAAUUAUAUUUCUUAUCAUUGUGAGAAAACUACAUAGUAAAUUGUCCAAAGCCUGAGCAGCAAAUUAGAUUUGGCAGCGGAUUGUUUUUUUUUUUCUGUAAAAUAAAAUGAAAAAAGCCAAAGCCAAACAGAACAUUUCACAUGGUGUUGUUAUUAAGUUCCUGGUAGUGUUUUAUGGUUAUUAGAAUGCUGUUUGAAAUAAAGCCCCUCCACAACUUUUUUUUUCAUAUCUAGUUACACCAGAAUAGGAAGGAAUUAUACGAGUUUCAAAUUUCAUCUUCUUUGCCUUCGGGAGACGUGUGAUAGAGAGGAAGGGAAGAAAAAUCGAGCUUGCUCUUGAAAUUUCGGGAAUCAUUUAUCAAGUUAGUAACGAGUAAUAUUGAUGCACUUCUAGUGACUAAAUUUACUUACUAAGCUUAUUUUAUUAUGAACUGGUAACCUUCUUAAAUAGAAGGUAUUUAGUUUUCGUAGGCUUUACAUUUUUCAUAGUUAUGUAAGUAGUUUGUUAUUUCAUUCUGAUGUAACCCUGGGAUUUGAAACUUCAAGUAGCUAUUCAAAUUAUAGUUACGCGAACAUUAUAUGGUUUCGCAAAGAAGUCGAGUUACAAGUCGUAUUAUACAUGAUUUUUUGCCCUGUCUCAGCAAGUUUUUAGUUAAUUGUACAUUUCCUGUCGGUUUGAACAUUUGAGAGACACUAACGAAGCACCUAUUGAUUGUCAGGAACCGUUUUUACCCGCACCUUUCAAUUGUAUUACCAGUGAAAUAUUUACUUAACUUUAAUCUUAGCAUCCCUUCUUAACCUGAGGGUCUAAUAUCUCCAACAAGGAAGGGCACGCCUCUUCUUGCUUCUAGUUCUCCUAAGAUAUCAAAUUUGGCGGUGGUGCAUAUUCUGGGGUGGCACAUAUUACUACGAUUAUCAAUUAAGGGAGACACGUAAGAAGUCUGGUGAUGGGGAUUUGACCAUAAAAUAUCGCUGUUGUCACGGGCAACCUUCCUCGUUUCGUAAGGUAACCGAAUGUCAAGAGCUGUGGGUCACCAAAGGUAAAAUUUAAAA
Messenger RNA from Pocillopora meandrina, 10127 nucleotides. NCBI's taxonomy places the organism in Eukaryota, Metazoa, Cnidaria, Anthozoa, Scleractinia, Pocilloporidae. The record is from the annotation of a GenBank genome assembly.